GGACGGCGGCCAUCUUGAGAGCGGGCCGCGCUGCCCGCGUCCAAGAUGGCGGAGGGCGCCUCUUCGCCUCGCCCGGAUCCCCCUGCCCGCCGCGCGCCGCCAUGACCGGCCUGGCCCUGCUGCGCCUCCUCGCCCGGGGCAGCCGCGCCCGGGGGCGCUUGGGGGCCCUCCCCGCCGCCCUGCGCAGCGCGGGCGCAACCACAACGCCGCGGACGAGCUUUCCAUCACAAAGGUUUUCCCCUGUUUUUGAAGGACUUUCUCCAGCCAUAGUGGAAAAGUAUUUAUUCCCAGCCCAGCUCUGGAGGCUUCUGGGUGGCCCUUUCUAUUUCUCUACCUCUGGUUCUCGGGGCAAUGGCAAAAGUGGUGAAGGCUCCAAAGGGAAAUCCCCGGAGGAAGAUGAGGAGGAGAAGAAACGCCGAGAGAGGGAAGACCAGAUGUAUCGAGAGCGCUUGAGGACCCUCCUUCUCAUCGCCAUCGUCAUGAGCCUGCUGAACUCCUUGAGUACCAGCGAGGGGAACAUCUCCUGGACUGACUUUGUGAAUGAGAUGCUGGCCAAAGGGGAGGUGGAGCGGAUUCAGGUGGUGCCAGAGAGCGACUUUGUGGAGAUCUACCUGCACCCCGGGGCGGUCGUGUUUGGACGGCCCAGAUUCGCCCUGAUGUACAGAAUGCAGGUGGCAAACAUCGAUAAAUUUGAAGAGAAGUUGCGAGCCGCUGAGGAAGAGCUGAACAUUGAUGUGAAGGACAGGAUCCCCGUCUCCUACAAGCGCACUGGCUUCUUUGGAAAUGCUCUCUAUGCCCUGGUGAUGGCAGCGUUGGGAGUCGCCAUCCUGUGGUACAUCUUUCGCCUGACUGGGAUGGCCGGAAGGGAAGGGGGCUUCAGCGCCUUUAAUCAGUUGAAAAUGGCCCGCUUUACUAUUGUGGAUGGCAAAUCUGGGAAAGGAGUCAGCUUCAAGGACGUCGCGGGAUUGCACGAGGCCAAGUUGGAGGUCAAGGAAUUUGUGGAUUAUUUGAAGAGCCCAGAGCGCUACCUGCAGCUGGGGGCCAAGGUGCCCAAAGGGGCCCUCCUGCUGGGCCCACCCGGCUGUGGCAAGACCUUGCUGGCCAAAGCAGUAGCAACGGAGGCACAAGUGCCUUUCCUGGCAAUGGCUGGCUCCGAGUUUGUCGAGGUGAUUGGAGGUCUCGGGGCUGCUCGUGUGCGAAGCCUCUUCAAAGAAGCCCGGGCCCGGGCCCCCUGCAUCGUCUACGUCGAUGAAAUAGACGCCGUGGGGAAGAAGCGCUCCACCAACAUGGCUGGCUUUUCCAACACGGAGGAAGAGCAGACCCUAAACCAGCUGCUGGUGGAAAUGGACGGCAUGGGCACCACCGAUCACGUCAUAGUGCUGGCAUCCACCAACCGGGCAGACAUCUUGGAUAACGCUCUCAUGAGACCCGGGCGGCUCGAUCGCCACAUUUUCAUCGAUCUGCCCACCCUGCAGGAGAGGAGGGAGAUCUUUGAGCAGUGCCUGAAGGGCCUGAAGUUAUCCCAGGCCGGCAGCUUCUAUUCCCAGCGGCUGGCCGAACUGACUCCAGGCUUCAGUGGAGCCGACAUAGCCAAUAUCUGCAACGAGGCCGCUCUUCAUGCCGCAAGGGAAGGGCAUAAAUCCAUUGACACCUUCAAUUUUGAAUAUGCUGUGGAAAGAGUCAUUGCAGGGACUGCCAAGAAGAGCAAGAUUCUGUCCCAGGAGGAGCGAAGGGUGGUGGCAUUUCAUGAGUCAGGCCAUGCCCUUGUGGGCUGGCUGCUGGAGCACACGGAGGCGGUGAUGAAGGUCUCCAUAGCCCCUCGCACAAAUGCUGCCCUGGGCUUUGCUCAGAUCCUGCCCAAGGACCAGUACCUCUUCACCAAGGACCAGCUCUUCGAACGGAUGUGCAUGGCCUUGGGAGGAAGGGUGUCCGAGGCCAUCACUUUCAACAAAGUGACGACAGGGGCACAAGAUGACCUGAGGAAAGUAACCAGGAUCGCCUACUCAAUGGUGAAGCAAUAUGGGAUGGCGCCCAGUGUCGGCCACCUGUCCUUCCCAGACCAGGAAAAUACUCCAGGGAUCGGUCGGCGCCCCUUCAGCCAUGGCCUCCAGCAGAUCAUGGACCAUGAAGCAAAGAUGCUGGUGGCCCAAGCCUACAGGCGCACAGAGAGGUUGCUUCUGGACAACCGGGACAAGCUGAAGAUGGUGGCUCAUGCCCUCCUGGAGAAGGAAGUGAUAAACUAUGAGGACAUCGAAGCCCUGAUUGGGCCUCCUCCCCAUGGGCCCAAGAAAAUGAUUGUCCCGCAGAGCUGGCUGGAAGCCGAGAGAGACAAACAAGAUGUGGAGGACGAAGAGCCCCCCCAGCAGCCACAGAGCCGAGGAGAAGAAGAAGAGCCCGACCUGAGACCUGUUUGAAACCAGGCUACGGCGUGAAGUGGAGGGAGGGCUAUCCAGCUGCCUGUCUGAACAGACUCACUAGAAGAGGUUCUCUUCCUUUGCGCCUGGCGUGCACGGGCCUCUCUGCUCGGAUUUCCGGGGUGGGUUGUAGCCCGUGGGGCUUUCCCUCCUCUGGGAAUGAGCCAUGGCCUGGGUGUGAUGUCAAGCACCAUUUCCAAGACGUCUGGAAAAAGGAGGCAUCCACGCGUCCCUGGACUGUGCUCCUGGCAGAGGCAUCCGGCUCUCACGCGAUGGGCUGCCAAGGGCUUGGAUCAGCUGCUGCUGUGCUUUUGAAAAGGCUGGCUACUCAGACACCCUCUUUUUGCUCAAUAGCAAUGAACUUGCAAAGCCCAAAUCAAGUGGUUUGAGAAAGAGAGUUUACAAGCCCCUGGGCAGGAUAUGGUUCUGAUUGGAGGGCAGGGUGGUGAUGCCUUGAGGCUGAAUGCUUGUCCAGAGGUGUUGGAUUCGGGGAGGGGGCGGGUGCAUUGAUCCUCACUAAGUGAGGGUGGGUGGGCUGGGGUGCAAGAGAGGUCAGCCGGUUACAUUCUCGUCCUCCUCUUCAAAGUGGAUUAUUUCCACGAGAAUUACUGUCUUUGUCCUUGAAUGAGCCUAGUCCAUAUUUUGCUCCUACCAACAUUAACCUGCAGUUCCUUGGCCUCUUUUAGAGUUUUCUACUCAGGAGGUUAAUUACAACUAUAAAACAAAUUUUUUAUAGUCCACCUUCCCUAUUGGCCCUUGGCAGUUGUCAUCUGUAAUCUGUGGCUACCACCUAGUGGUCUUUUCAGAAACUGGCAUGGAAUAGUAUCUCUCUAGAAAUGUCUGGCAAGAUCACAGGCUCCUCAGUCUGUGUGGCUGUUCCCCCCAAAGGGAAGCCAAUCCGCCCACGAGACCUUUCAGGCAUCACUUGACUUUCACCGGAUCCCUCAGAGAACUCCAAGGGCAGGGAAGCCAUGGGUCCUGACUGUCACUCUGUGUUUGUCUUGAGGUUGGGAUAAUGUUCAAGAAAAUAAAGUUUGGAAGCUAUUA
This is a messenger RNA of Eublepharis macularius, 3461 nucleotides long. RefSeq names its product SPG7 matrix AAA peptidase subunit, paraplegin (gene SPG7). Lineage: Eukaryota; Metazoa; Chordata; Lepidosauria; Squamata; Eublepharidae. The transcript has 17 exons. Gene Ontology annotation, biological process: mitochondrial protein processing; protein-containing complex assembly. The record is from RefSeq and is a predicted model, not a curated record. Gene Ontology annotation, molecular function: ATP hydrolysis activity; ATP binding; zinc ion binding. Gene Ontology annotation, cellular component: m-AAA complex; membrane. Bases 102 to 2414 code for a protein of 770 amino acids.